Benincasa hispida (wax gourd) is the source of this 1920-nucleotide messenger RNA. Lineage: Eukaryota; Viridiplantae; Streptophyta; Magnoliopsida; Cucurbitales; Cucurbitaceae. The record is from RefSeq and is a predicted model, not a curated record.
CCCCUUCGUUGGUCUCAGGUAUUUUCUACAUUACAUAUAUAUCUUUUGAGUUUCAUUCCUUACAAUGGAUGAACGUCUGUAAGCUCAAACGAACGGGAAGAUCGGUUCGAUUUGUGAAUUAACUUUUUCUAAUCAAGGACUUUGGACAUUCUUUUGGUUGUUCAUUCUUACAAUAGAGAUUAUUGGUUUAGAUAUCGGUUUAGCAAAAAAACAUAGAACCGAAGCUUGUGCUAAAUGAUGUUUUUUAUGUAAUGGAAGAGCUUCAGUUGAAUAUCCUGUAGCUGUAUGUUUUAUUGCGCUACGCUGCGGUUCUGUGGUUUGUAGAGAUUGAAAUUGUGUGUUUUGAAAUCGUUGACAGCCCUGUAAUCUUAUGAGUUCAGUAACUCAAGAAAAGUAAGCUAUCUAUAAGGACAAACUAGAAGGAAACUUCCCCACAAUACCUUAAUAUCUCAUACUUUUGGGAUUCUGGUAACUAUUUCAUUUGUUCUAGGAAUUUGAUAUCAUCUUUUCCAUUAAGCGUGCAAUUAGCACUUUCAGUAUCUUUACAAUUUACCCCUUUUUAACAGGCACCACUGUAAUUAGCUUAUAGUUUCCAUUGCAUAUAUCUCAAGGUUGUUGGAAAUUGAUUCUAUCCCACAAUGAGUUCAAGCAGUGGCUCCAUUGGUGAAACUUAUUAUGAUGUACUGUCUUUGAAAGAAGAUGCUAGCUACGACGAAAUUCGAGCCAGCUAUCGGUCUGCUCUCCUUAAUUUCCACCCUGAUAAGUUACAAGCUAUGUGCCAUAAAUCUCAUCCAGACGACAUUGCGUUGGAAAGAUACUUCAAGGUGCAGAAGGCUUGGGAAGUCCUUGGCAGCUCAAUGUCCCGUGCAUCUUAUGACAGAGAGCUCCAAGCUGCCAAAGGGGAUGCAAUUGGUGCAGAGAGCAUAAGUUUAGAGGAUAUGGUUGUGGAAGAUAAAGGUGAAGUUGUAGAACUUUUUUAUCAGUGCCGUUGUGGGGAUUACUUCUUUAUUGAUUCGGGGGAGUUGGAUGAAAUGGGAUAUCCAUUGUUGAGGAAUGGAAGUAAGGUUUCUUUAAGGACUCUGGAUGCUUUACCUGCUUCCGUUGUUUUACCUUGUGGUUCUUGCUCUUUGAAGGUUCGUUUGCUAAUUGAUUCGAAUUCAAGUGUUUCGAUUGAUUGAUGAAUUUGAAUGAUUAAAAUCACACUGACUUCUUUAAGAACCUUGGCAUUUCUUUCUUGAAUGAUUUCGAUGUUUUAGAGAGCUCGAGUGUGUUGUGCUCUUUCUUGGGUAGAGUUUCCUUGGGUUAAGAUAGAACAGUUCCCAGGGGAUGUCCAAAUGAAGAGUUGGACAAACUCUGUGAGGUGGAAGAAGCAUUUGUGUUUGUUGGGGUAGGAUUGACCACAAACAUUCGUCAAAACAGAGAAAAAAACAGGUUUGAUAGGGUAAAAGUUCUUAGUUAUUUUAGUUAUAUGUUUGUACUUGAGGAUUGAGGCUGAGAUGUUGACACAUGUAGGGCAUAGAAGUGCACACAUGGAGACUUAAGAAGCUGCUACCCCAACCACUUCAGUGAGCUGUUCUAACUUCUUUAAUGCAAUUAUGCAACUUUGUUGAGUGAAGUUGAACAACUUUCCUAGGCUAUUUGGUUCAAUUUUGGACUUGUGGAUUGUGGGGUAUUAUAGGCAUCUGAAAGACAUCAGCUUGAAGAUUUUGUCUAUCGACUGAAUUAAUCAAGAUUUGAGAGAAGUAUAACCAGAGUGUGUUUUGAUGUAACAAUUCUACCUGCUUUUGAUACCAUUGAGAUGGGGAAAAAUGCAUUACAGCUUCCUUCUCUGAACUGACUGCUAGCAAUUUGUGGUGCUGUGUAAUAUAAAGAUGGGAAGAGAGAUUUCCCCCCUUCUCCCUCGGAGCCUUGGUUAGUUCA